Zingiber officinale is the source of this 944-nucleotide messenger RNA. Its product is annotated as plasmodesmata-located protein 7-like. The coding region runs from base 10 to 849 and encodes 279 amino acids. Gene Ontology annotation, cellular component: plasmodesma. The record is from RefSeq and is a predicted model, not a curated record. The transcript is spliced from 3 exons. Lineage: Eukaryota; Viridiplantae; Streptophyta; Magnoliopsida; Zingiberales; Zingiberaceae.
CUUAAUUUUAUGGCUUGCCACUUCUUCCUUCUGCUCUUUCUUUCCUCCGUCACAUCCAUGGCGGCUGCCCAAGAUACCGCCGCCUUCAUCUACGCCGGAUGCUCGCAGACGAGCUACUCCCCCGGCUCCCCCUACCAGCUCAAUGUUGACUCCCUCCUCUCCUCCCUCACUGCGGCCGCAACCUCCUCCUUCUACAUCAAUCUCACGUCCUCCGCCUCCGUUGCUGGUUCUUUGCCUACCUUCGGCCUCUUCCAGUGCCGUGGCGACCUCCAGCCCCGCGAAUGCUCCGCCUGCAUCCGCUCCGCCCUCUCCAAGUUCUCCUCCCUCUGCCCGUUCGCAGCCGGCGCAGCCGUCCAGCUCGACGGCUGCUUCCUCCGCUACGGCAACGAUGCCUUCGUCGGCAAGCCCGACGCCACGGUCGUCUACAAGAAGUGCGGCGCCUCCUCGGGCAGCGGCCAGAUCGGGAUCCGCGAUGCCGCGCUCUCAGGCCUGACGGGCGGUGGCUUUGGUGGGUAUAGGGCCGGCGCUUCCGGGUACGUGCAGGCAGUGGCGCAGUGCGUGGGCGACCAGACCGCGAAGCAGUGCGACGACUGCUUGGGGGCGGCGGUGGCGCAGCUCAAGGCCGCCUGCGGGUACGCCGUCUCCGGCGAGGCGUACCUCGGUAAGUGCUUCGCCAGAUUCUGGUGCAACGGAAAUGGUGGCGUCGACAUCGAGGCGGGCAACCACCACGACGACAAUGAUGAAACUGGAAGAACAGCAGCAAUUAUCAUUGCCCUCAUAGCUGGAGUUGCUCUCUUAAUAUUGUUUCUUUCCUUCGUCAGGAAAGCUGGAAACCCUGAUAAAGACUAGUGAAGUUGAAGUGGAUCCUUCAGUUCUUCCAUUUAGUUUUACUUUACUUUCAUUUUAGCUUUAUAUGUUCUUUGUGAAACCAUUCCUAAAGAAAG